AUAAAGAGGUAAAUAUAAGGGGAUUUAUAUGAUCCCCCAGUAUUCGUAGUUAUAAAGGGUCUUGUCAAUUGUCAUUAUCAGCAUAUCCUCAGUCAAGCCAUCACCAUGAAGUUCUCUGUUAAUAUCCUCUUUCUCUUUGCUUCGCUUGCCGUCGCAGACCUCCACAACACCGGUGUUUGCAUCAACAGCGGUGGCAAGGGCGUUAACGUCUACAACCGCGACGCCACCGAAAAGGCAUGCACUGCCUACAAGAACCGAAACACCGGUUCCAAGCAAUGGGACACAUGCCCUGACUGUACCAUUAAAAACGACCAGAGUAUUCUGUACUACUGCGACACGGCCGCACAGCAUAUGGGAGGUGAUGAGUGGAAUUAUUACUGCAAGCAGAAUGGGGCGGAAGAAAGUCUUGCGUGGUAGUUUGUUUGAUUGUAUCUUUGUAUCUUCGUUAUAUAUAAACUGUUAUUUUAUUAUGUGUGUCGUCAGGGACGAUGCUGUAUUGGAUGGUGUAGAUGACUACUCAGGAGAUUCCAUUGAUUCAAUUUGCCAUUUAUCCAUUGAAAUAUUAUUCUAGAAUGAUGAG
Aspergillus wentii DTO 134E9 is the source of this 580-nucleotide messenger RNA. RefSeq lists its product as uncharacterized. NCBI's taxonomy places the organism in Eukaryota, Fungi, Ascomycota, Eurotiomycetes, Eurotiales, Aspergillaceae. The coding region runs from base 106 to 417 and encodes 103 amino acids. The transcript is spliced from 4 exons. The record is from RefSeq and is a predicted model, not a curated record.